UUCGUGGUUGUAUGUCGGCUCUAUAAUAACACAACUAACCACUACAUCUUUACACUCAGAUAAAAACACUAAUUGGUGGCCGGUUAUACGCGUAAAAGAGGAUUUCCAAACGCACGCCUUUCGACUUUUUUCGUAAUUUCGUCGAGCUCUUCCUGCAUUAUUCACGGACCCACAAAUAACGACAAACUUAAGGCACGGACAGUCAAAUUACUGACCACCGAUCGCUUUCAUAAACGCUUUUGUUUCUUUAACGAAGAUGAAGUAAAUGAAGGGGAUGCUGGACUUUGUCGGUGCGCGUAAGGCAGGUGUCCUCGAAGGCGUCAUGGAUCGAAUUGGAGCAGGAGGAUCCAUUUCCAUCAGAUGACUGGAAGCGCUGUCCGUGGUGAGUGAGGAUCAGCCCAUAUUCGAGCCAACCUACACCGCAGCCCCGGCCAUGCACAUGAAGACCGAGAUGACGUCGCCCGGCGGGUUCAGCCAGACGAACAAGCAGAGCCCCGAGCCCACUGAGCCGGAGUGGGUGGGGCCAGGAGCACCAAAUGCUGGGAAGAGAGAACACGUCAAUGGCACCAGUCGCGAGUCCCCAGUGGAUUGCAGCGUCACCAAGCGUUCCAGACACAUGAGCAAUGAAGGGGCCACGAUGCAGUACCAGGCCUCCUCGUACACGGAGCCCCGCGUCAGCCCCCAGGCCACCACCCCGCCCAGCAGUGCCACUGAGGAGAAGAGGGUCAUCGUGCCAGCAGAUCCCGAGGUGUGGACGCAGGACCACGUGCGCCAGUGGCUGGACUGGGCCAUCAAGGAGUACGUCCUGGAGCAGGUGGAUGUCAUGCUUUUCCAAGCGCUUGAUGGGAAAGCCCUGUGCAAGAUGACCAAAGACGACAUGAUGCGGCUCACGUCGGCCUACAAUGCAGACAUCCUGCUCUCGCACCUCAAUUACCUCCGGCAGAGUAGUCCAACGUUCUCCUACCCAACAACUCCCACCAACAACACACCACCACAACAACAGCCGCCCAGACAGGUGAAAACAGAGAACAGUUUUGAUGAGAUCAGCCGCAGGAACAGCUGGCCGACAAACACCAUGACUACAGUGCCUAAAGGUUCUUCAAUGGAGCACCAGCACAGUACACGUGUUACAGAGCCUGCUCCAAGGAUUGGGCAAGACCCAUAUCAGACAUUAGGACCCAUUAGCAGUCGGCUAGCCAACCCAGAAGGCCAAGCCCUCAACUCAUCCAAGAACCGAACAGGCAAACAAAGUGCAUACAAGCUCCCUGACCCCAGCACUCACAGGCCUGUGGGCUCAGGGCAGAUCCAGCUGUGGCAGUUCCUUCUGGAGCUUCUGUCUGACAGCAACAAUGCCAGCAUCAUUACCUGGGAGGGUACCAACGGCGAGUUCAAGAUGACCGACCCGGACGAAGUGGCCAAACGCUGGGGUGAGCGCAAGAGCAAGCCAAACAUGAACUACGACAAGCUGAGCCGCGCCCUGCGCUACUACUACGACAAGAACAUCAUGACUAAGGUGCACGGCAAGCGCUACGCCUACAAAUUUGACUUCCAAGGCAUCUCGCAGGCACACCAGAACCACUCAGGAGAUGGUGGGAUUGUCAAGUACCAGAAUGAGAUGUCUUAUGUCCAGACCUACCACAGCCACCAGCCCAAAAUGAACUUCAUGGGUGGCCAUCCUGCACCUAUGCCCGUCUCCCCUGGGAACUUUUUCGGCCCACCGUCACCGUACUGGAACUCACCCAACAGCCCCAUCUAUCCUGGGUCAGCCAUGACCAGACAUCCUGCCACUCACUCCCACCUGAGCUCGUACUACUGAGCACGAUGCCAACUGAACAGAAAAACAAAAACAGGAGAGGAACCCAAGUGCACCAAAGCACGCUCCGUCUCACCUGCCACUGAGCUGAACUCUGUUGAAAGAAGGCGAAAUGACGCCAUCCUUCAAAUUUUAAAGGCAUUAUUAAGUUGUCUUUGUUACGUUCCGUCUCAAAACCAAAAAAAAAAACCCCAAAAAAAACAAACCACGGACAAACAUGAGGGUAUAUUAACCCUGGUAUUGUAUGCUUCCAGGAGUUUUAUAAAUAAACUCAUAAUAUACUAUAUUAACGGUUAUUCAGUUAUGAAUUUUUUCACACAUCUGUAAAAUACUUUGUUUGAUAUUGACUGUUGUAAAGACAGACGUCAUAGUAGCAUAACAGACCUACAACUGUUCUUUUCACUUCACAGGUCAAAACAGUUAUCCCUGACUUUUUGUAAAAGGGAAAUUGUACAGAAUUAACAUGUAGCAAUAAAACAAAUGCUUGAUGUAAAGCUAAUAAAUAACGCCUGUAUGAGGAAAAAAA
Neolamprologus brichardi is the source of this 2339-nucleotide messenger RNA. RefSeq names its product Fli-1 proto-oncogene, ETS transcription factor-related sequence (gene fli1rs). Gene Ontology annotation, molecular function: DNA-binding transcription factor activity, RNA polymerase II-specific; sequence-specific DNA binding. The record is from RefSeq and is a predicted model, not a curated record. Gene Ontology annotation, cellular component: nucleus. Gene Ontology annotation, biological process: regulation of transcription by RNA polymerase II; cell differentiation. Lineage: Eukaryota; Metazoa; Chordata; Actinopteri; Cichliformes; Cichlidae.